AUGGAGAAAAUCAUCCACGACUUCUACUCUGAUCUCUUCGACAGCCAUGUCCACUUGCCUCCUCACCAUCUGAGGGAAGACGGACAAGUCAUUCAAGAGGUUCUCCCGUCCGAAAUACGACAUGCUAUCAUGUCGGUAAGAAAUCGUACGGCACCCGGUCCCGACAGAAUAAGACCACAACAUCUGAAGAGCCUUUCGCCAGUACUCAUCAACACCCUGGCGAGGCUCUUUACACGUUAUCUGUCGGAAUGCAAGGUUCCUAAACAGUGGAAGACCAGCAAGACCGUGUUGUUGUAUAAAAAGGGAGAUCCACAUGAUCUCGGCAACUAUCGUCCAAUCUGCCUACUGUCCGUCAUCUACAAGCUCUUUACAAGAGUGGUCCUUAAUAGGAUUGAAAAAGUCUUGGAUGAAGGACAGCCAUGCGAGCAAGCAGGGUUUCGAAACGGAAUCAGUACGAUUGACCACAUUCACACUGUUUCGAAACUCAUCGAGGUAUCACGAGAGCACAAGAUGCCGCUCUGUCUCACCUUCAUCGACUUGAAGAAGGCAUUUGACUCAGCUGAUAGGGAAGCGGUCGUGGAAGCCUUGGGCAACCAAGGCGUCCCUACUCAUUACAUAAAGGUACUUCGAGAGUUGUACAGUAACUUCACAACCGGAAUUUCGCCAUUCUACAAUAACAUCAUCAUGGACGUGAAGAGGGGGGUCCGACAGGGUGAUACAAUUUCACCCAAAAUAUUCACAGCCACCUUCGAGAACGCAAUGCGAAAGUUGGAAUGGGACGACAUGGGAGUGAAGGUUGAGGUUGAGGUUGGUCGGCAACUACACCAUUUGCGCUUUGCUGAUGACAUCGUACUAAUAACACCUAGCAUCAGCCAAGCGGAACGAAUAGUGAGCGAAUUCGUCGAAACAUGUGGAUGCAUCGGUCUUCAGCUGAUUCUAGAAAAGAAGAUGUUCAUGCGGAACGGAUGGAUCUCGGAUGCCCCAUUCACGCUCAACGGAACAAACAUAUCCGAAUGCACCAGCUACGUUUAUCUGGGUCGGGAAUUGAACAUGAUGAACGACCUGACCCCGAGCUGGACAGGAGGAGACGAGCGGCUUGGGGAGCAUACAAGAGCAUCGAGGAUGUAG
This is a messenger RNA of Necator americanus (New World hookworm), 1128 nucleotides long. RefSeq lists its product as uncharacterized. The record is from RefSeq and is a predicted model, not a curated record. NCBI's taxonomy places the organism in Eukaryota, Metazoa, Nematoda, Chromadorea, Rhabditida, Ancylostomatidae. Bases 1 to 1128 code for a protein of 375 amino acids. The transcript has a single exon.